Molecule: messenger RNA, 1683 nt
Organism: Aspergillus novofumigatus IBT 16806
Lineage: Eukaryota; Fungi; Ascomycota; Eurotiomycetes; Eurotiales; Aspergillaceae
Exons: 2
Coding region: 1-1683 (560 amino acids)
Biological process (GO): dephosphorylation
Molecular function (GO): phosphatase activity
Source: RefSeq, a predicted model, not a curated record
AUGUUGAUCUCUCGCGAACGCUUCCUGGCCCUGGCAGCAGCGGCAGCUUUGCAAUUUCCUCUCCUGGUCGCAGCCCAAGACCUCAAGGAGCAAGUCUGGUCGGUUUUCGCAUAUACACUUCACGGGGAUAGUAUCCCGAACGCUCUGCCUCGCCCAAGAGCGUUGACUCCGUACGGAGCAAGUGAAUUGUAUGCCGCCGGGUCCGCAUUUCGAGACCGCUAUGUUGCCAUACAUAGCAACGGGAGUGGCGUGGGAACAAGAAUACCGAGCCUGUCUCCGUACGCACUAGAGGCCGAGGAGAUCUCCGUUCUUUCAAGGACCGAUCAGCCAGCCGUGGCAUCGGCCCAAGCUUUCAUGCAGGGCCUGUAUCCGCCGCUCGGCGAGGUCUACGAUGGGAAAUUCUAUGACCCUUCUUUCGUGCUCGCUAAUGGGUCGCUGUCUCGUGCUCCUUUGAACGGAUAUCAGUAUCCCCAAGUGAUCACGGUGGGCUCAGCAGAUCCUCGAUCGAUCAUUGUGGACGGACUGUUUGAAUGUACUCUGCACGAAGUUGCUGACUUGGAGUACAAAUUCAGCCCUGAGGUACAGGAACUUACGCAAGAGUCGGAGGCAUUCUACGGUCGCUUGUACAGCCAAUCCUUGAGGGGAGUAUAUGAUCUCUCCUCGGCCAAUUAUGCCAACGCCUUCUACGUAUCGGAAUACCUUGAAUAUGAGUUAUUGCACAAUAAAUCAUUGUUGUCCCGUUUGCAACGAGAGGAUAUCGAACGUGCGCGAUGGUAUGCAGACCACUAUAUGUACGCAACGAACGGCAACGUAUCCUCGUCGGAACCCAGCGUAUCCAAUGACAUACGCACAAUUGCAGGGAGAACCCUGGCGUCGCAUCCUUGUUUUUGGGGCUCGGAACCCGCUGUGGCUCUUGCUUCGCUCAUGCAGCUCGCGUCGUCGAGCCAGGAGAACUUCUACUCGCGUCCAGACCUCGGGGCGUCGCUCGUCUUCGAACUGUUUAGCCUCGAAGCUGAAGGAGCCCCAACAUACCCGGACCAGUCUCAGCUCUACGUGAGAUUUCUCCUGCGUAACGGAACAGGCAUUUCCGCCGAAUUUCGGUCCUACCCACUUUUUGGGCACGGCCCAAGUAACGAUGCGAUCCCAUACUCCGAGUUCCACGCACAGAUGGAGAAGUUUUCUCUUGGUUCGACUCGGCAGUGGUGCCUCGAAUGCGGAUCGUCGGCUGUGUUUUGUUCCGGAGUGAUGGGCAAGGCUAAGAAGACAUCUACCUCCGACAACAGGUUAAGUCCGGCUAUUGCUGGCGUGAUUGGAGCUGUGGUUACAGUCGUCGCUCUAGCACUGGCUGCUAUACUCUUUUUCCUAGUGCGUGGGUUCCAUAUGAGACGUAUGAGCAGAUCAAGCGCUGGAGGGUUCAAGGGUAAUAGCAAGAUGGCAAGUGAUGCUGACCUUACCGCCAAAGAUUCUACGCAUGAGGAUGUUAAGCCAGCAGAGAGCCCAGAUAGUGAGACAUUUGGGGCUGGAGGAGCAGUUGUCUGUGGUCAUGAGCGGACUGGAAGCUGGGAGAUGACGUCGACUCUUGCUGGGAAUCGGACGACUGCACCUCCAUUCGAAGACGAACAUGACGAUAUCUGGAAUACUCACAGCGUCCUUAAGCCAGUCCAGGCUCGGGAACAUGUUUGA